Messenger RNA from Pistacia vera, 408 nucleotides. Its product is annotated as B-box zinc finger protein 23-like. Lineage: Eukaryota; Viridiplantae; Streptophyta; Magnoliopsida; Sapindales; Anacardiaceae. The transcript has 2 exons. Gene Ontology annotation, cellular component: nucleus. Gene Ontology annotation, molecular function: zinc ion binding. Gene Ontology annotation, biological process: regulation of DNA-templated transcription; photomorphogenesis. The coding region runs from base 1 to 408 and encodes 135 amino acids. The record is from RefSeq and is a predicted model, not a curated record.
AUGAAGUUACAGUGUGAGGUUUGUGAGAAGGCAGAGGCAGAGGUGCUGUGUUGUGCAGAUGAAGCUGUAUUAUGUCGACGAUGCGAUGAGAAGCUGCAUGCAGCGAACAAGCUUUCCAGAAAACAUCCGCGCGUCUCUCUCCUUAAACAUCCACCUGCUUACUCCUCUCCCUCCUCUUCUCAGCUUCCUUUAUGCGAUAUCUGCCAGGAGAGGAACGGGUAUUUCUUCUGCUUGGAGGACAGGGCAAUACUCUGCAGAAACUGUGACAUAUCAAUCCACAAUACGGCAAGUUCCAUUGUGUCUUCCCAGCAGCGGUUUCUCAUUGGAUUGGAGGCAUCAAAGUUGCCCUUGAAUCCACAACCACUGAAAAUCCGGGUUUUAAGGAAGGAAUUGAUUACCAGAGGUUGA